Messenger RNA from Penaeus monodon (black tiger shrimp), 4918 nucleotides. Its product is annotated as fibroin heavy chain-like. Gene Ontology annotation, cellular component: extracellular matrix. The coding region runs from base 173 to 4432 and encodes 1419 amino acids. NCBI's taxonomy places the organism in Eukaryota, Metazoa, Arthropoda, Malacostraca, Decapoda, Penaeidae. The record is from RefSeq and is a predicted model, not a curated record. The transcript is spliced from 3 exons.
UUAAUCGAUGAACAGGUAGAUAAAAAUACCCUAAUGACAGACACAGAUACGCACUACAUAACCAAAUUCCCAUACAGUAUUUCACCAGAUAUCCAUAACCUAGAAAACGCAUAUAUACAUGUAACCGCCAUUUCUCAUCAAAAUCUCUAAAUUAUGUGCAUCCAUUAUACUCAUGAAUCCUUUUUUUUUUUUUCUUCCCCAGAUACGGCUGCUGCUGGUGGGCGUGUGCUUGGUGACGUGGGCGGCGUCUGUGCAAGCAAGGGCGCAGGGAUACCGGUAUUCGUCGCCUGAGGAUGACCGGUCGUUAGACAGCGACGAGGACUACGACCAUCCGAGUUAUGCCUUCAGAUACGACGUGGAAGACAGUUACUCCGGCAAUUUCUUCGGUCACUACGAGACCCGCGAAGGAGACGAAACCGACGGCGCCUACUACGUCCUCCUCCCCGACGGCCGCCGACAGAAGGUCGUUUACGAGGUCGAGGGAGACUCCGGUUUCCUGUCGCAGGUGACCUACGAGGGCGACGCGGGGACCUACUUCAGCACCUUCAACCACGGACACAGAGGACUGAGUGGAGGAAGAGGCUUUGGAGGAGGAGGCGGAGGAGGAGCGGGUUCCUUUGGAGGGGGAGGAGGAGGAGGAGGAGCGGGUUCCUUUGGAGGGAAGAUUGCUUCUGGAGGAGGAGGAGGAGGAGGAGGAGGAUUCGGUGUCUCUGGUUUUGCGUCGGGGAGAGGAGUAGGAGGAGGAGGAGUAGGAGGAGGUUUCACUUCCUCAGGAGGGCUUCACGUAGGAGGUGGUUUUGAGGGAGAAGAUGGAGGAGAGGAAGAAGAGGGUGGAGAAGGUGGAGAAGGCGCUGGACGAGCAGAGGCUGUUGGUAGCCAAACAGGACCUGCGGUUGGAAGUGGAGCGAGUGUUGCUGUUCAUCAUGUUGGAGGUGGAGUAGGUGGAGCUGGAUUUGCUACUGGAGGUGGAGCAGGUGGAGCCGGAUUUGCAACUGGAGGUGGAGUGGGCGCAGGUGGAGCUGGAUUUGCAACUGGAGGUGGAGUAGGUGGAGCCGGAUUUGCUGCUCAGACAGCAAGUGGAGCUGGAUUUGCUGCUGGAGGUGGAGCAGGUGGAGCUGGAUUUACAACUGGAGGUGGAGUAGGUGGAGCCGGAUUUGCUGCUCAGACAGCAGGUGGAGCCGGAUUUGCUGCUCAGACAGCAAGUGGAGCUGGAUUUACGACUGGAGGUGGCGCAGGUGGAGCCGGAUUUGCAACUGGAGGUGGAGUGGGCGCAGGUGGAGCUGGAUUUGCAACUGGAGGUGGAGUAGGUGGAGCCGGAUUUGCUGCUCAGACAGCAAGUGGAGCUGGAUUUUCUGCUGGAGGUGGAGUAGGUGGAGCUGGAUUUUCUGCUGGAGGUGGAGCAGGUGGAGCUGGAUUUGCGACUGGAGGUGGAGUAAGUACAGGUGGGGCUGGCUUUGCUACUGGAGGUGGAGUAAGUGGAGUAGGCGCAGGUGGAGCUGGCUUUGCUGCUCAUACUGCUGGCGGAGCAGGUGGAGCUGGCUUUGCUGCUCAAACUGCAGUUGGUGGAGCCGGUUUUGCUGCUGGAGGCGGAGUAGGUGGAGCAGUAGGUGUUCACCAGACUGGAGGUGGUGCUGGAGGAACAAGUGUGACCGUACAUCACACUGGACCGGGUGGAGUUGCACUUAGUGGUCAACAAGGUGGAGUAGGAGCAGUGGUUCACCCGACCGGGGUUGGACUUGGUGCCGGUGUAACUGUUCACCAGACAGGAGGUGGUGGUGGCUUUGGCGUUCAAACUGGAGGCGGCGUAGGUGGUGCUGGAGUUACAGUUCAUCAUACCGGAGGUGGUGCUGGGUUUGGCACUCAGACAGGUGGCGGAGGUGCCUUUGCUGCUCAACAAACAGGAGGUCUGGCAACUGCUGGCGUCCACCAGACAGGAGGAGCCUCUCUGUCCUUUGGUAGUGGCAGCACUGGUGGCAUUUCUGUUCAUCAUUCCGGUUCCCCGACUAGCACUGGAGUCACCCCCGGCCCUGUGGCGAGUGCCUUGGUCUCUGGCCCUACCUUUGGCACAGGUAACCAGGUAUCGGUAGGUCAGACAGGUGCGGUUGGUGUUGCUACUGGUUUUGCAGGCGCCCAGGGAACUGCAGCAUUCGGUGGAAGUGCUCAGGGAGGAGGCUUUGGCGGUGCCCAAGCUGGUCUUGUUGGUGCCCAGGGAGGGGUAGGGUUUGGAGCUGGUCAAGGAGCAGGAUUUGGAGUUACUCAGGGUGUAGGAUUUGGAGGUCAAGGAGUAGGAAUUGGAGGCUUUGCUGGUGGUGCCCAUGGAGGAGUUGGAUUUGGAGGUGGACGAGAGGCAGGAGUUGGAGUGACACAAGUCAGUAUUGGAGGUGGCCACGGAGCUGGAUUUGGAGGUAGUACAGCAGCACCAGGAUUCGCAGGUGCUCAAGGUGGAGCAGGAUUUGGAACUACACAAACUAGUGUUGCAGGUGCCCAAGGAUCAGGAUUUGGAACAACACAAGUCAGCCUUGGUGGCAUUCAAGGAGGGGUAGAAGCCCAAGCUCUGACAUUUGGUCCCCAGUUUACAAGUGGUUUUGGAGGGGGUGUUUCAGUGACUCCAUCUAGUGUAACUCCCACAGCAAGUCCAUUAAUAUCUACACCCAGUCCUAUAAGUCCGCCUGGUGUAACUCCCGCAAGUCCCUUUGUAUCUACCACAAGCUUUUCUGUAACUCCUCCAAGUGUAUCUCCCACAGCAAGUCCUCUAGUAUCUGGUGGAGGUAUUUCAGUGACUCCCCACAGCGUAACUCCCACACCAUUUCCUCUGGGACCUGGGGGUGUUUCAGUGACACCUAGUAUAACUCCUAUAACUCCCACAGAAAGACCAUUUGUAUCCAGCACACCCUUUUCUGUGACGACUCCAAGUCCUCAAGUGACUGGAGGGGGCUUUUCUGUAACUUCCCCCAGUGUAACUCCUACAGCAAGUCCUUUCGUGUCCAGCACUAGCUUUUCCUUCACUCCUUCCAGUGUAACCCCCACAGCAAGUCCUUUGAUAUCUGGCGGAGAAGUCGGAGGAGUCAGCCAAGUCAGCUUCCACUCGGGAGCAGCCAGUGGUGGGUUCGAAAUCCCUGGAUUCAGUGCUGGCACCACAUCACAGGGCUCAUUUCCCUUCUCGAACAGAGUGGAUGACGUGACCAUUCAAGCAGGAGGCAUUGGCAGUGGACAAGCAGGAUUUGCAGGUGAAGCAGGUGUUGGAUUUGGAGGACAAUCAACAGGAUUUGCUGGACAAGCAGUAGGAUUUGGAGGCCAGGCAGGAGCAGGAUUUGGAGAGCAAGCAGGAUUUGGAGGACAAGAAGUAGGAUUUGGAGGACAAGCAGGAUUUGGAGGACAAGAAGUAGGAUUUGGGGGACAGGCAGGAUUUGGAGGACAAGAAGGAUUUGCAGGUGGAGACGUAAGUGCUGGAUUUGGAGGACAAGAAAUAGGAUUUGGUGAACAAGGAGGCUUUGCAGGUAAUCAAAUAGGCUUUGGAGGUGAUCAGGGAUUCACAAGUGGACCCGUAGCAAGCCCUUUGGUAUCUGAUCCUUCAUUCGGAGCUGGCCAGGCAGGACCAGGCUUUGACAUUGGUCCUGGACCCGGAUUUGGUGGACAAGAUGCAGGGUUUGGAGGUGGCCAAGGAGGGUUUGUAGACAAUCAAGUUGCCUUUGGAGGUGGUCCAGAAUUUAUUGGCAGCCAACCAGAUCUUGGUGCUGGAGUGAGCUUUGGCCCUGUAACACCUGGGCCUAUUUUUGAGGGUGGUCAAGCCGGACCAGGAUUUGGAGCAGGAUUCAGUGAUGCUCAAGCUGGAUUUAGAAAUGAUCAGGGAUUUGAAGUGGGUCCAGGAUUUGGAGGUGCUGCCCAAGCGGGUCCAGGAUUUGGCGGAGGCCCAGCAGAAGUAAGCUUUGAUGGUGCUCUAGAUAUAAGCGUUGGAGGAGGCCAGGGAGGUGCAGGAUUUGCAGGAGGUCCUACAGCAAGUCCCUUAAUUGCUGACCCUUCAUUCGCAGCUAGCGGAGGCCAAGGAGCAGCUGCCGCAUUUAGUCAGUCUGCUGGUGGAUUGGGAGCUCAAUUCGAUGGCCAGUUUGCAGGGCCUGGCGGAGGCUUUAGCUUUGGCUCUGGACCCGUUGCAAAUGCCUUGAUCUCAGCUCCAAUUCUCAGCUCAGAGCAGGUUGCAAGUCAAGGUUUCGUUGGCAACCAAAUCAGCGGCGCAGGCGUUGCUGCCAGAAGUAACUUGGCUGGCCCUACAGUGGAGUUCCAAAUCGGUCAACCCCUCGCAGCAGCAACCGUAAGAGGAGCACCCGCGACCUCGCAAGCCGGCAUUCUCACGAGCCUAGUCAAUGCAAACAGACCGGCGCUUCAUCUGAUCCCUGCCCAGUCCAUUAUCCCUAUUGGUCCACUAGCACGAGCUUAAUUGUCUGUUUCCUUGUGAAUUCGCAUGACUUGUCAAUACUCUUUAUAAUAUAUAUAUAUAUAUAUAUUUUCCCCUUUAUUUCUCAAUGCUUUGCUUCACUGGCACCGAUAUCAGUUUAGGUUUUCCUGAGUUUUACAUCGAGUGCCAGUGACAGUGCGAGUGUUUGUAAAUUUUACAACUUCUCUAAAUGCUUCGAGAAAGUUGGGAUUCUAAUUAACUAACUUGUGCCCCCGACUCAUUUUCCAAGGAAUAUGCCAAGUUAUCAACAAAGGGAACUGUGGAACUUCAUCACUAAUAGCUAUGUCCUUUUUCUUGAAGUACUGAACUGUAACAUGGUGUUACACAUUCACUGUAUGUAUGUAGUUAGAUUGUUAUUACCUCGUUAUUUUGUACAUAUGUGAGAGUUAUUAUAUUUUGUUUACAUUUUUCUAGUUUUAUAAUUAAGAUUUUACAAAGGUUGCUUUUUAAAUAAAAGAAAGUAUUUUU